Drosophila takahashii is the source of this 1097-nucleotide messenger RNA. Its product is annotated as glutaminyl-peptide cyclotransferase. Lineage: Eukaryota; Metazoa; Arthropoda; Insecta; Diptera; Drosophilidae. Gene Ontology annotation, molecular function: glutaminyl-peptide cyclotransferase activity; zinc ion binding. The record is from RefSeq and is a predicted model, not a curated record.
AUGACUGGCUGGCGAAGUUUCGUAUUCUGGAUCUCUCUGGCGAUCAUAGUAUUUAUUUUUACCAUCUGCCAUAGUUGGCAAGGAAAUGAUCGAAUAUUGGGUCGAAAUGGAACGUUGCGAUUCGAUCCCAUUGCACUAAAUGUCAGUCAAAUGCAGUUCCUUGCCGGGCUUUCAGAUUUAGAAGACCUUCGUAAAACUGUGCAAAGGAUUGCGGUUAAGAGGGUGGUCGACUCCCCAGGACAUAUGGCGGUAAGAAACUUCAUUGUGGAUUACCUGAAGAAACUCGACUGGAAGGUGGAGCUGGAUAUUUUUACGGAGAAGGUGCCGAUCCUGGGAUCCCGAACCUUCCAAAAUAUAAUGGCCCGGCAAAAUCCAAAGGCGCAACGAUACCUUAUGCUGGGUUGCCAUUACGACAGCAAGUAUUUCAAGGACUUUGAUUUUGUGGCCGCCACGGAUUCAGCGGUUCCUUGUGCACUACUCCUAAAUAUGGCCAAAGUUCUGAAGGAACAGUUCCGUCGAUCGAAGAUCAGUUUAAUGCUGGUCUUCUUCGACGGCGAGGAGGCAUUCGGUCCGAAUUGGACGGAUGAGGACUCACUCUAUGGAUCCCGGCACUUGGCGGAACUUUGGGCGAAACGCGGUUUCCUGAACAACAUCGAUCUCUUCGUCCUGACCGAUUUAAUUGGAGCCAAAGAUUUGGCCUUCGAAAAUCACAUUCCCAAUACUUCAACUUGGUAUAAUCGAUUCGUUCAGCUGGAGAGGAAACUCAUCAAGUCGGGAAUUCUGAGAACAGAGCGACCCAUUUUUAAAUCCGAGUUUAGCACGGGAAGAGAUCCCGACGAUGAUCACCUGCCUUUCCUGCGACGCAGCGUUCCUGUGGUCCAUCUGAUAUCCUGGAAGUUCCCAGACGUUUGGCAUCUAGCCGGAGAUUUGGAGCAGAAUAUCGAUUAUAAUACUACGGAGCAAUUCGGUCUUAUUCUGCGAAUGUUUGUAAUGGAAUACCUUAACUCAGCACCUGUUUAAUCCUUUGGCUAAAAAAAAAAUCUAUUCUCUGGAAAUGUUAGAACAAUAUCUAAAAAAUAUAUAAUAUUUCACAAGAA